Molecule: messenger RNA, 956 nt
Organism: Myxozyma melibiosi
Lineage: Eukaryota; Fungi; Ascomycota; Lipomycetes; Lipomycetales; Lipomycetaceae
Product: proteasome assembly chaperone 2
Exons: 1
Coding region: 180-956 (258 amino acids)
Biological process (GO): proteasome assembly
Cellular component (GO): nucleus; cytosol
Source: RefSeq, a predicted model, not a curated record
GCUGAGCUCAAUGCGGUCGGUCUGGCGCGCACGUGACUUGCGCCGGCCUCGAGCUCUUCUUCGUCGUCUGAUCUGGAAUUUGGAUACUUCAACAAUCGUUGCUGUUUGUUUAAGAGUCGAGAGGAAUCAAGCAGUCUGUGCUUUUCACUGCAAUUUGCAGAACUAACGCAUACAUCACUAUGAGUCUCGGACUCCCAAACAAAAACACGGUGCUCAUCAUACCAACCGUGUCCUCAGCAAACGUACCACAGCUCUCAGUCGAUCUGCUCGUGCAUACGUUAAAGGUCCCGUUCCACUCUCUUCUUGACCAUGGCGGACUACUCUACCCCUUUGCGGGUCCAGCAGAACGUCCAGAGGGAUCGCCUCUGCUUGGAAUCUCUUCUUCUCUAGAGGUGUACCACAACAGUUCAAUAACCUGCAUCGUGCAAAGAUCGCCAACCCUUCCAGGAUCUCGGUCGCUCUUCGUCUCCGAAGUGCUCAUGAAAUUCAUAAGCCAAAACCAGUUUGCAAGAAUCGUCAUUCUAUCUUCGGCUGAUGCCUCGAGGCGGGAGGAUCCGGAUAUCAGCAAAGUCUUCCGCAUCUCUCUGAGCGAUCCGCUUCUCACCGGCUCCAUCAAGACCACCGUCAGCGACCUGUCCGGCAAGAUCGCCAAGCUUUCUGUCGACAGUCAAUCUGAACCACCCACGAGAAACGACUAUCAGCUACCCAAACGCAUUCCCGGAUCUGGAAUUGCUAUCCCGUUUCUCAAAGAGGCAAUGCGCAACAAGCUUCUAGUCGAUGCGAUAAUAAUAUACGCGUAUGAUGGUGACAACAUACCUGACGCAUCCAGGCUGGCAGAGCUUGCUUUGGAUGUUUUGGAAAUGCCUCGUCCGAUUGACUGGGUGCAUCCUCAGUCAUGGGCGGGCGUCUACGGGAAGGAGGUUCAAGUUGGACUGGAACAUGGUAUAUAUGGUUGA